AUGGCUGCGGCCCAGUACAAAGAUCUACAAGAGGCGGAGGCUGGUCAUUUCUUGCUGCAUAUUUUGAACAAUCCCCAGGGUCUCUUUGGACACAUCAGAAAAGAGGCUGCUUCAGUGGUCUUGAAGAUGAUCUACGGCUAUAAUGUAGAUCAGUUCAAAGCCGAUCAUCUUGUUGAAGCGAUUGAAAAAGCUAUGGACGGGUUUGGGCAGGCUUCUGUACCUGGUACUUUCAUGGUCGACAUUUUCCCCUGGAUGCGGUAUCUCCCGGAAUGGUUCCCUGGAACGGGAUGGAAGCAGACUGCCAAGGAGUGGCGCGAAGACCUGAGGGUCAUUGUUGAAAAGCCAUUUGCUUUCACCAAGCAACAGAUGGCCUCCGGACGAGACACCUCGUCAAUCACCUGCAACUUGCUUGGUGGCGAUCACGAUAAAAAGCCAGAAGACGAGUACCUCACGAAAUGGACGGCUCUCUCUCUCUACGCGGGGGGAGCCGAUACUACGGUGUCUACAGUUGCAUGCUUCUUCCUUGCCAUGUCGCUUUACCCUGAGGUACAGCGUAAAGCUCAAGCUGAGAUUGAUCAGGUCGUUGGGCAAGACCGCUUACCCACCUUCUCUGAUCGUCCUAACCUGCCAUAUAUCGAGGCUCUUCUGAUGGAGCUUCUUCGUUGGCAGCCCGUUGUGCCCAUGUCCAUACCUCAUAUGUCUUCGGAAGAGGACAUCGUUAACGGUUACUACAUCCCCAAGGAAUCAGUGAUCCUGCCAAAUAUAUGGUAUUUCACUCAUGAUCCCAAGCUGUACCAUUCGCCUAUGGAGUUCAAACCUGAGCGCUUCAUGUCCACCGAGGGCAACACACCGGAAAUGGACCCUAACAGAUUUGCCUUUGGCUUCGGACGCCGCAUCUGUCCUGGCCGUGUCCUCGCCGACAACGCCUUGUUCAUCACAAUUGUGCAGGCUCUUUCAGCAUUGGAGAUCAGCAAGGCUGUCAUCGACGGCCAGGUCGUCGAGCCAAAGAUUAGUCUCCUUGGUGGAAUCGUCAGCCAUCCGGAGCCCUUUGAGACAUCCGUCAAGCCGCGCUCUGCGCAUCAUGAAGCGCUGAUACGGGCGGUUGAGAAGACCUACCCAUGGGAGAGAAGCGAUCAAGGAAUGUUGGAGAAGAUGGAGGUUUGA
Messenger RNA from Colletotrichum chrysophilum, 1164 nucleotides. RefSeq lists its product as uncharacterized. Bases 1 to 1164 code for a protein of 387 amino acids. The transcript has 5 exons. NCBI's taxonomy places the organism in Eukaryota, Fungi, Ascomycota, Sordariomycetes, Glomerellales, Glomerellaceae. Gene Ontology annotation, molecular function: iron ion binding; heme binding; oxidoreductase activity, acting on paired donors, with incorporation or reduction of molecular oxygen. The record is from RefSeq and is a predicted model, not a curated record.